Messenger RNA from Ciona intestinalis (vase tunicate), 886 nucleotides. Lineage: Eukaryota; Metazoa; Chordata; Ascidiacea; Phlebobranchia; Cionidae. The record is from RefSeq and is a predicted model, not a curated record.
CUACACAAAGCUGCAGAAGCAUUGUUAAAAGUUGUGAAAACACAAAAGAAAAAUGAAAUUCUUGCCGAAACUUGUCGAAUAAACCUCGUUAUUGCAAUGAACAGAAUUCCUUCGAGGAAGAUGAAAAAAGUUUUUAUUCCACUACCCCACCCAGUGUUCACGACUUCAUCGGAGAUUUGUGUUUUCACGAAAGACGUCGAAAGUAAAGACAUCGAAAAAUCACAAGAACAUUAUGAAGAUUUAUUCAGAAAUAAAGUUGGUUUUGUCCCCAAGUUCAUCCCACUUACUUCAAUGAAGAAAGAUUACAAAUCCUUCGAAGCGAAACUAGCCUUAUGUGGAUCUUAUGAUUUGUUCCUCAGUGAUGCACGAAUAACAAGAUUAUUACCUCCAUUAAUUGGGAAACACUUUUUUACAAAAGCAAAAAAUCCAAGAGAUAUUGACUUAACUGCCACUGAUCUUAAGAAGGAAUUCUUCAACAGAAUAUCUCAUGCUAGAUGGUUAAUAACUGCCCACGGUGACACAACCAUGAUACACGCUGCUUCAUCGAACUUAACAGCCGAACAAAUAGCUGACAAUCUUGAGCAUUGUAUAAGCGCGGUUGUGUCACAACUUCCAAGGGGUUGGAGCAACGUAAGAGCUUUACGGAUCAAAACGAACGAUUCCAUCGCAAUCCCGGUGUAUAUUAACACUAUAGAAGCUGAGGAUACCAAGGUAAAAGACAUGGAGGAAAUGGACUAUAUUGAAAAGAACAAGAAAAGGAAAUCUGAAAAGGGGUUGUUAGCACCGAAAAAGAAACCAAAAAUACAACUUAGGAAAAGAAAAGUUGAACCAAAAAAAGUUGAACCAAAAAAUUAGUUUUCAGUUUCCAAUAAAGCAAGUAAUAUCA